GGUAGGGAAGUUAUUAAUGUUCGCUCAAAAUGGCGGGGAUCCUGGAUACGACGUUGAAGGGGCUCAACAGUGACUCAUACUGUGAGAUCGGCGAGUACUGGGAACCACGCCUUAAGGGCAGCCGGUAUCUGCAGGAAAAGGCUCUGAGGAACUCUACCACACUGUAUGUGGGCAAUCUGUCUUUCUACACUACAGAGGAGCAAAUCCAUGAGCUCUUUUCCAAGUGUGGAGAUGUCAAGCGCAUCGUCAUGGGCCUUGACAAGGUGAAGAAAACCCCUUGUGGAUUCUGCUUUGUGGAAUACUACACAAGAGCAGAAGCUGAACAUUCUAUGCGGUUCAUCAAUGGAACCCGGCUGGACGACCGCAUAAUCCGAACAGACUGGGAUACUGGGUUCAAGGAAGGACGGCAGUACGGUCGUGGAAGGUCAGGUGGCCAGGUUCGGGAUGAAUACCGGACAGACUACGAUGUAGGAAGAGGUGGCUUUGGUAAGAUUGUUCAGAUGCAGAAGUCAAAUCAACAGACAGCGAUCUACUAGCAGCGGAUUGCGGUCAAGAGUAGGUGUAGAGGAAGACAGGAUUCUCCCAGGACUGUUGGGUGUGUGUUGCUAAUUAUGGCAGAACUAUCCCUGGACUCAUAGAGAGAGAGAAGGUGAUGGUUUAACGGCAUUUUUGGCAACCUGCAAUUCUAGCUACCCUUUGAGGACUCUGGCUAAUAUGGGUAAGUUCUCCCAGGGUUAUAUGCUCGUUCUGCAAUACCUGAGACAUAUGGCCAAGGAAUCCAAGUGCUGUCAGAAUCUCUGGCCUAGCUGGAUUAGGGCAGAAGAUAUAGUGGUCUAUGGAAUUUGAAUGGCUGUUUACUCUCUUUGCUUCUCCUGAGUAGUAACUUUAGUGCCAUAGUUUGUCUUUGUCUUGAAUCCUUUUUUUAAAAAAUCCUUUAAAAUAUGUAAAUAAAGUGCACAUCCUGUAACUUCUGCUGUAGCCUGUGAUGAUAUGGUGGGUAAAGAGAAUAAAGAAUGCUAGUUCUCUCA
Molecule: messenger RNA, 1028 nt
Organism: Eublepharis macularius
Lineage: Eukaryota; Metazoa; Chordata; Lepidosauria; Squamata; Eublepharidae
Product: nuclear cap-binding protein subunit 2-like
Exons: 4
Coding region: 30-536 (168 amino acids)
Biological process (GO): mRNA cis splicing, via spliceosome
Cellular component (GO): nuclear cap binding complex
Molecular function (GO): RNA cap binding
Source: RefSeq, a predicted model, not a curated record